AAAAAAACAUAAUAUGAGCACUGUGGAAAUCCGACCUGCUUCUGUUAACGAUGUAGGACUUAUUUUGAGUUUCAUCAAGAAGCUUGCAGCCUAUGAAGAGCUUGCACAUGAAGUUGUGGCCACGGAGGAACUUCUUGCGGAAUCCCUUUUUGGAGAAAAGCGUCAUGCGGAAGUGAUCUUCGCCUAUGCUCAAAAGAACGCCGAGUCCCCUUUAGAACCAGCUGGUAUGGCUCUUUAUUUCCACAAUUUCUCGACCUUCUUGGGUCGUCCUGGACUUUAUUUGGAGGACCUCUUUGUGGAUAAGGAAUUCCGAGGCCAAGGUAUUGGUAAGAAGCUCUUGACUCAACUCGCUGUCAUUGCAAAGGAAAGAAGUUGUGCUCGUUAUGAAUGGGUUUGUUUGGAUUGGAAUAAACCUUCAAGAGAGUUCUAUGAAGCCUUGGGAGCUAAACCUCAAAGUCAAUGGAUCAUUCAUCGCGUCGAAGGAAAGUCCCUGGACGAUCUUGCCGCAUUGUAAAUAUUACCCCUAAUUUAUUAUAAAAAUAAAUCUUUUUUUGUUGUUUUACAUCUACCAGAAUAAAAAAAAAAUAGAUUAUCA
Molecule: messenger RNA, 595 nt
Organism: Mucor mucedo
Lineage: Eukaryota; Fungi; Mucoromycota; Mucoromycetes; Mucorales; Mucoraceae
Product: acyl-CoA N-acyltransferase
Exons: 1
Coding region: 14-514 (166 amino acids)
Molecular function (GO): N-acetyltransferase activity
Source: RefSeq, a predicted model, not a curated record